CCCAGUCGCCAUGGUAACGGGCACGCCGGGUGUGGUGGGGAUGGGACACAGAUACCACAUUGAGCAAAUUCCGCUUUUUCUUCAAAAGUCAAAAAAAAAACACACACCCAACUCUCGGUUACAUGUAUUCAGUGGCUUCUGGUGAAUACCGUGAGAAGCUCCGGGGAUCUUAUUUUUUAACCGGAGUGGAGUGUGAUUGAAAUAAGUCCCAACAUUUGCAGCCGUGCUUUAUGAGCCAUGAAGCUCGGAAGGAAUCGCUAACUCUGUUUCUCUGUAGAUGCUGCCAGAUCUGAUCUGACCUGCAACAUCAAGGACUCUUGAAUUAUGAGCAUGCCUGAAAAAUUCUCUAACAAGGGUGACUCAUAGAUCAUUGUUUUAUGUGGAAACUAAUCCAAAGACUCAUUCAGUACUGAUGUUUCAUCUAAAUUUGCUGGCAAUGGCUACACAUGAGGAAUUGCAUUCUCUAAUCCAUCACGCAACAGCUGCAGUCCUAUGUGGUAUGGGUAAACUCCCAGUUAAAGAAAAAGCCUGGAUUGAAACCUGUACAGGAUUUGCGGCAAGAUUUGUGUGAUGGCGUGGUGCUGACCCAUCUGGUUGAGAUUGUAGCCGGUGAGCAACUCAGUGACAUUUACUUCAACCCUACCAGCCAUCAGGAAAUGAAAGAAAAUGUUGAGAAAGUGCUGCAGUUCAUAACCUCUAAAAAGAUCCGUAUGCACCAGACCUUUGCUCGAGAUAUCGUUGAAGGGAACCUGAAAUGCAUAAUGAGACUGAUUCUAGCACUGGCAGCUCACUUCAAACCAUCUGGUGUUAGAUCUGCCAGCCAAUGGUCCACAGUACCCUUGGGGAACAAGUCUACAACUUCUUCUGACAAUCACAGGCCCCUUUCUGCUACUGCCAUGGUGCAAACAGCUGCUGCAGCUCUUGCAGAGGUUCGGCAAGAUGUUUCUCGAUCUGGACGGGAAGUAUUCAGAUACAAACAUGAAGUACAGAGCUUUGAGGAUGAAGUUGGAAGUCACACCUGGAGUGUUCGGGCAAUGGUGCAACAGUAUGAGGGGCAACAGAUGCCUUUAUCUCCACCACUUUCCCCAAGCGUCCGAUCGGAGAGUCCAACAAAUAGUGCAAAGCCAGAGUCUAUUACAAGUCAACUAGAUGAAACAUUGGAAUUAUCUUCCCAAAAAGAGGAAUGGGACACUAGGCCUGCAGAAGACAGCAUUCAAUCUGCAUGGAUGUCCAUGAAUUCUGGAAAAUCCCAAGUGAACGAUAAGCACUACCUUUGGGAAGAUCAAUUACUGGAUCAACAGGACCAAUUGGGGAAGGAAAUGGAAGAAGCCAGAAAGAUGAUUUCUAUCUUACAAGGCCUACUGUUGAAUGGUUCACUUCCUGAAGACGAACAGGAGGGAUCAUUUCCACUGUGUGAGCAAGGAGCAAGUGCAGAAGAACAAUUGGUUAUCAUCAAGAGUCGUCUAGAUCUAAGUAUGGAUGAAUGCAAAGAGAUGAAGAGGGAACUAUUGAAAUAUAAGCAAGAAACCAGGAAUUUGCAGGGAGUAAAGGAUGCAUUGCAGCAUCGAAUGGCACAGCAGGAAAGCUCUAUUCUUCAGCUAAAACAGGAAUUGCUGCGAGCAAGCAUGGCAAAAGAUGAGCUGCUGAGUGAAAAUCUUGACCUACAAAGGAAGACUGAAGAAAGGAACAGACUUCUUGGGGAAUUUAAAAGAGAGUUGGGUCAGAAGGAUCGACUGUUUCAGCAGCAGCAGGCCAAACUGGAUGAUACUUUGCGGAAACUAAUGGAAACCACUCAUAUAAAGAAUGACUUGCAGAAGGACUUGGAACAGAAGGAUCUGUUUCUUCAACAGUUAUUGAACAGAGAUGAAGAAGAGGUGUCUGGGUAUCCUGGUAAACCAUUAGCAAGUAAUGGCUACACCCAAUCGUUGAACAAAACUACUUCUCCAGUGUAUAGAGGGACAGAAGACCUUCAAGUAGUCCGAGAUUCCUUGCGCAGUUUACGAAGCAGUUUUGCUGGUCAUGACCCCCAGCACCACACAAUCGACACGUUGGAGCAAGGAAUCGCAAGUUUAUUAGAACGAAUGCACGUGGCUGAAACACAGGGAAGAGCUGGUAACAAAACUCCUGUGAAACAUUCAGGAAGAAGAGAAGCAAAUACAGAGAGAGAAUCCUGGCCUUCAAAUUCCAGUCUUCAUUCUCACAAUAGUCCUGGUCUAAGCAGUCUUGUCUCCACCAAGGUGCUGUAUUUCACAGAUCGCACUCUUGUGCCAUUUAUGGUAAACAUCCCAAAGAGACUUGGUGAAGUGACUCUGAAAGAUUUUAAAGCAGCAAUAGAUCGGGAAGGGAAUUAUAGAUAUCACUUUAAAGCACUGGAUCCUGAAUUUGGCACUGUGAAGGAAGAGCUUUUCCAUGAUGAUGAUAUUAUACCUGGUUGGGAGGGCAAAAUAGUUGCUUGGGUUGAAGAAGACCAUGGAGACAGUAGGUAGACUGAUUCUCUCCCCAAAUUUGGCUGAUUUCUUUAUUUUUAAUCGCAAAAGGACAAGAGGACAACCCACCAAAGAACAAAAAGAUACCACUCAAGUUUUCAUGUCCUUGUUUGUCUUCAGUUCCUGUGCCAACUACCAAAUGUGACUGGAAAGGAGAGCCUAGUACAAAAGUUGCCCAAGAACAGAUGGCCUUGUGCUGAUGAAAAUAGACAAUUCAUUGUAAAGCUGAAUUACUGUUAGUUGCUGUACUGAUGUACAAUUGUCAUGCUGUUACCAUGAGCAAUAAGUUGAAUUUUGCUAACAUCAGUAUUGUGAAAAGCAACUUCAGUAAAAUAUUUGUAUUGUUGCAACCUCAACGUUUGGGAUAUACAAAGUUGUAAAUUGUUAUAGCUUAGCAGCAAAUGCAAUUCAGGUUCUGACUUUUCAGUUUUGAGUUGUUUAAAAACUUCAAAUGAUUUUUGUGACCAACCUAUAAAUCUCAUCCAUGUCAUUUGGUUACACUGAGCUCUUGGGUGUUACAGCAAAGAUUUUUCAACUGAACGGUUUUGAGCAUUAAUGCUUGAUUAAACAUAACCUUUUUUGCUGACAGGUGAGAUGACAUUAUAGUAAUGAAAUAUGCCCCUUCUGCUUUGGGGUAGGACCUCUGACGAAUUGCAGUUGUUUUCCUUAUCUGCAGUAAGUGUGCCUUUGUUAAGAGUAGCAUGGUUUGUGGUGUGGAUUUUUCUGCUUUCCAGCUGCAGGAGGUUGGUUGGAAGUGAGAAAUGUAGUUUAUUUGGAAGAAGAAACAGUGGAAUUCAUUCAUAAGACAAUUAUACCAAAAGAUUCCAAACCAGGUCAAGACAAAAUAUUUCCUUGAACUCUCAUUAUCUUUAUUCCUUAAUAAAGAUAAAUCAAAGGCUAUUAUCUGCCUUAUUAAAUUAAUGUUCCUGAUUUUUUAUCAACUUAAAAUGAAAUCUUUGACAUGCAAAUUUAUAUGGGAAAAUACUGACUUCGUUCCGAUCAAUAAAUGUUGGGUGAGCAUCAAGAUCCCCCUGCUGUCCUGUCACAGAAUAGCUUCACUGGAGACUUGCAAGCUGAAAUACUAUAUGGCAUUUAUGAAGGCUAAAUGAGCAUUUAAAAUGAGAUUACAAGAAAGGUGUGGAUUUAUUAACAUUUUUAGUCUUGUAUGUAAUGAUGCCAAUUUAUUAUUUGUAACUUGACUGCCCAGAAUGAAAGACAUAAUGAAUUUGUGUUUGUUCUCCAUUUAAUGAAACUGAGCCAUACACACACAUUUUGCUCUGUAAUAUAUUCGUUAGAUAAACAAUACAGGUUUCAAAAUGUCACAUAACAGCAAGCAAUACUGCCUCGAUCUUUCAGGGCCAAGUGGAAUUUUAUGAAUCUUAUUUAGGAUCAGAAUUCUGCAAAACUAAAUGAUGAAAAUUAGAAGUUAGAUAAAGAAGAAUUAGGAUUUCUAGACUAAGAUUUUUGGAAAAACUGCAGUCUUCGAAAGAUUUCUCUGUUUUGGUAAUUCCUUUCCAUUUAAAAAAACCUAAAAAUUCAUAAUAUCACAGAUUUUUUGAGUAUAAAUGCUUUUUAAAGUCAGUAUUCCUAUUAAUUUUUAAAUUUUGUUUUUUUUUUAAUGAACAUUAUGUGGCUGAUAUACUGUUGUUUGGAGAUUUAUAAAAUGAAUUCCAGAACUGAAGAUGGAUGUAACUAAGCAAGUUGUAUCUUUUGGGGAUUGGAACAGUAAGCUUUUUAUAAUUGGAAUAUUUAUCAAGUUUGAAUUAUUCAAAUUACUUUUUAAACAAUGGACUCUUUUUAAAGUAAAGAGUUGUAUUGCCACAGUUUUGGGUAUUUUAUGUUCUGGCACUAUGUUCAGGAGACAACAAUAGUACUAGACAUUUAGUGUAAGUGCCAUAAUAAUUACUGCUGUGCAGUUUGUUUUAAUGGAACUAAACAUUUCAAAUGAUGCAGUGGAAUUAGUUCAUGUCUGUUAUAAGAAAGUGUUUUGUUGUAACCAAGAUUAUUUGAAUCACAUAGACUCAAUUAGUCCUUCGGAUUGCAUCCAGAGAAAAAAUAAAGUUUGUUAUGAUAAGGAUUGACUAUAUAAAGAUAUUGGUGUUUUAAAAAAAAUACUGUGCAUUUUCAAUAAAAUAUGUACUAAGUUCCUUUGUUUUGCAGAGAUUUUAUUCUGCCUUGUACAUAGAACAUAGAACAUAACAGUGCAGUACAGACCCUUCGGCCCUUGAUGUUGCGCCAACCUGCAAAAUUAAUCUGAUGCUCAUCUAACCGACACCGUUCCAUUAUUAUUCAUGUGUAUGUCCAAUGCCAAUUUAAAUCCCCUUAACGCCAGUGAGUCUAUGGUUGCAGGCAUUCGUUCCACGCCCCUACUACUCUAAAGAAAUUACAUGUGACAUCUGUCCUAAAUCUAUCAUCCCUCAAUUUAAAACUAUGAAGUGUAACCCAAGUGGCCUGUUUUUUUAAUGCUGCAUAUGAGCUUCCUCUCCUCCAUCUUCAGCUAUUAGUGUAACCUUUGAUUCCUUCCUCCCUCAAGUUCUUAUUUAGCAUCCCCUUAAAUAUAUCCGUUAUAACUAUCUCAACAUUUCCAUGUGGCAAGUUUCACAUCCUAAAUACUGAGUAAAGAAGGAUCUCUUAAAUUCUUUAUAAGAUUUAUGAGUCGCUAUCUUAUAGAUAUUGACUUCUUAGUUGGAUUCGCUCAUAAGCAGAAACAUUAGAACUGUGAUCAUUAUUGUUAUUGAAACUGGUAUAGCUGUUUUACACUUGAACUGAAAUGAUUCAGCACACAUCACUUGAUAGAUUAUUGGAGUGAUUGAGGUAGAAUAUGUAUAUUGAGGAAAAUUGGAAAAAAAAUUUGGACUGAUUUCAAUUCAUAGGAGGGGACUGACAAUCUUGCAAUUGGAAUCAGAAUCCUGGCAGGUAUGCAAUGCUGCUGGUCAACUGCAAAACCAUUUACAGGCAAAGACCAAAGCCUACUGGCCAGUGGGAAUGUAAGUUGAGAAAUGCAUAACAACAGAAAUUGCAAGGUAUGCUCAGGAAGAGGGUGGGAUGGCCCCGGAUCUGGAAAUAUGUCAUCUUGUUCAUGGAUUGAUGUUAUACUUGAAGUACAACUCAAGGUCUCACAAAAUACUAAGACAAUGCACUAACAAGUUGAACCUUUAGUAAGAGGCUGUAGUGAAUAGCUAAAGCCUUGGAAUUCCAAGUUGAAAUAAAAAGAAUGACUUCUAGUUUGCCAAACUUGAGCAGUUGGUGGUAUCAGGUAACACGUUGACUGUUGGGGAACUGACCAAAUGGGAAGUUUCACUGGUUAUAUUAUUGUAUAUAUCAAAAUUGGUCCUAUCCUUUCAAAUAAUAGUGACUAAUUUUGUAUAAAUGAGUCAUCCAAGGAGGCUUGGAUCGACUUUGGAGCAUAGGAAAGGUAACUGGCUUGACAUAGGACCAAGAAAACAUCUUGGGGGCUAUACUGCCUCUGGUCAGAUAAUGCUGGAUGAGAGGGUUAGAUAUCAAAAGAGAGAAAGUGUUGAAUAAUGGGUAUAGUUGACUGCUUUGAGACUGGAGUCGUUAAUUUGGACAGAAAGAGAGCAUGCACUGUUACAGUCACAAAGUGUCAAUAUUAAUCUUGUCAAGGGCAGUUAAUAUAAUUACUAUAAUGCUCAAGAAGCUCUUAAAGAUGAAUGUGUGGCAUGCAAUGCGAUGAUGACUAGGUAAUCGUGCCAGGGACCCGGGUUUAAUUCCAACCUCAGGCAACUGUCUGUGUGUAGUUUGCACGGUCUCCCUGUGACUG
Chiloscyllium plagiosum (whitespotted bambooshark) is the source of this 6267-nucleotide messenger RNA. Lineage: Eukaryota; Metazoa; Chordata; Chondrichthyes; Orectolobiformes; Hemiscylliidae. The record is from RefSeq and is a predicted model, not a curated record.